Medioppia subpectinata is the source of this 671-nucleotide messenger RNA. The record is from the annotation of a GenBank genome assembly. NCBI's taxonomy places the organism in Eukaryota, Metazoa, Arthropoda, Arachnida, Sarcoptiformes, Oppiidae.
AGUUAGAAACAACUGAAAGUGUAAUCCGUUGUAAAGUCAGGCCUAAAACCGGAGCUCUUUAUUGAAUCUCUCGAUUGUGUUUCCAAAGACUUCAUUUGGCGGUGAAUGCGAAGGACUACUACUUAUAAGAAGUUAUUUUGCUGAGAGCGUAUAGGAGGUCAACGUGAGUGAAAAGAGGAUCCGCUGUACAGUACUGUACGGCCAAUAAAAGUAUUGCCAAAAAGUGUAUCAAACAAAACGUAUUCUUCGUAUAAACGCUUAGAAGAAGAAGAGGUUAGGAAUCGAUGGAUGAGCCGAUAGUCUCUGAUUUGGACAUAUAUUUAAAUAAGACUAAUAACUCGUUUCAAGACUACGAAUAUGAGAUCGAGGAGUCGUUUUCCAAUUUUAAUUUAUGGGAUCUCAUCCCCACUGCCAUUGUCUAUGGAAAUGGUCUUAUAGUGUAUACAGUCGUACACUUUAGGCGUAUGAGAACGCUAUCCAAUGUAUUCUUAGCGAGUCUAGCGUUUGCUGAUCUACUAUUGAUAUGUAUCUGCGUUCCCGUCAAGUUCGCCCAAUUAUUCUCGUAUUCGUGGGAAUUGGGAGAAUUUGGAUGCAAACUCGUUCAUUACAUGCAAAAUGUGUCCUCUAUUUGCUCGGUCUUUACGCUCACAAUCAUGUCUAUUGAACGGUAA